Clunio marinus is the source of this 291-nucleotide messenger RNA. The record is from the annotation of a GenBank genome assembly. Lineage: Eukaryota; Metazoa; Arthropoda; Insecta; Diptera; Chironomidae.
AUGAACGACUUAAUUCUAAGGGAGAAGCUGCUGGAAGCGAUGUUAGGGUGCGAUGAAGGAAGAGUGUACGAGUAUUGUGCGAUUCUGAUAAGAAAAAUUGCUUUAAUAAAUGAGAAACAUCGGCUUGUCGAAACAUUUAAGCAACUGUCAAUGUAUGGUAAGAAAAAGUCCAUCGAGAAUGUUAUUGCCAGAUGCAAGACAAAGAGCGAUGAGAAAGGCAAACAUAAUUUUUUGAUGAUGCCAGCAACAGUUCAAAGCUCAACAAGAGAGCUAAAAACAAUACUUUAUUAA